AUGCCGUCUACGAUCCGGCCUCGUCCAUCAUCCCCCACAAACGAUAGAGCACCAGCACCCAAAAAGCUGAAAGGGGAUGCCACCACAAAUUUACAUGAAUCAAUCAACCUCCCCACCCCUCAACAACUUCACGCGUACAGAGAAGGUUAUCUGCAAGCUUCCCCAUAUAAAUAUGCUGCUAUCGAAGGCCUAUUAGACGAUGAUCUACUCGAAUCCGUCGUUGAAGAAUCAUGGAAUUAUGGUAUAAGAGGUGACGAAGCAAGUUAUCCAGGAUGGGGAUGGGAGCAGAAAGAGACCGAUAUAUACAGCAUCCAACAAACACCGGAUCUAUCAUCACUUGAUCCGGCUCAUUUGCCUGAUGAGACCCUCGAAGCUUUACCCAUGACCACGAGGUUGAAGAACGCUCUUUACUCUCAAGAAUUCAGAAAGCUCGUUCAGGAAGUUACUGGAUGUGGACCCUUGUCAGGAAAGAAGACUGACUUAUCAGCUGGACUCUAUACUCAAGGAUCCCAUUUACUCCUACAUGACGACUCAAUUUCCACUCGUCUCAUCUCAUAUAUCCUCUACCUUCCCAACUCGCCGCUAGACGCCCCAAAAGCUGAUGUGGAACUGACUCCAUCAGCAGAUGGGAAAUUCCUCAAAGGUUGGGAUCCUAAAUGGGGUGGUUCUCUCGAACUUUUCCCUGUAGAGAAUGGAGAUGAAGUCGGGCCUCCCGGAACAAAGAGAGUCGCAAAAGUAGACGUAAAAUGGGGUCAAAUCGUAUUUUUUGAGGUUCAACCCGGUAGGAGUUAUCACUCCGUCGAAGAGGUCAUUAUCGACGAAGGCAGACAAAGAAUGGGUGUCAGUGGAUGGUUCCAUCGACCGACCAAAGGCGAAGAGGGUUAUGAACCUCUUGAUAGGGAGAAGAUGAAGGCUGAGCUCAGUUCCUUGGCUCAAAUUACCGCUGCUCCAGCACUCCCAUUUACACCUUACGGUUCAGAACCUCCGGCCGGUCUGAAGCCAUCUGAUCUUUCGUUCUUGGCCGACUAUAUCGCCCCCUCCUACCUCACAGUCGGCACGCUCGAAAAACUAUCAGGUCAAUUUGCCGAAGCCUCUGAGAUUGUCUUACACAACUUCAUCGCUCCUGAACUCGCUGCUAAGCUCAAAGCAGAGACAGAAAGUGUCGAUAAGAGGGAUUACCCGAAUGACUUGAUUCCCGCUCAAGAUAUCGGUGAGGGAGACGGAUGGAUCAUUCAAGGACCUGCUUCCAAGCAUCGAUACCUCAACAUAACCGGAACAUCAACGAGCACACCCAUUUUCCAAUCUAUUCAUCAAGUACUUUUCCCCUCAGAAGCAUUCCGAGCGUGGUUAUCAGUCGUUUCAUCCCUUGCUCCUUUAGGAUAUCGAAGUGAAGGUCGUCGAUUCAGGAAAGGUCUCGACUAUACUCUUGCCAGUGGCGAAGAUGGUACUGGAGAUGCAAGGUUAGACGUUUCAUUGGGUACAACUUGGUGGGCUGAUGUACCAUCUGGUUCGGAUGAAGAAGAUAAAUUACUUGAUCAUGGAGGAUGGGAAUGUUAUCUCGCCGCACCUGAUGAGGGUGAAGAUCCCGCUGUAUACCAAUCGUCCCACGCAAAGAAACUAGCAAAGCUCGAAGCUGAAGAAAACGGUAUCAAACCAAUCGAGAGUGUUGCGCCCAACAAAGAAAAGAAAGAUACUCACCCUAUCGAAGCUUCAACGGCGACGAUUGAAUCGGAUCAUGACGAGGCUCCAGCAUCUACAGCAGAAGCGAAGAAGCAUACGACCAAACCUCAUCCAGUAGAAGCUGCUACAGCAGAUAAAGAUGGUCCAUCAAUAAGUGUAAAUGGAACUGAAUUAGAAUUUGAUCCGGAUCAAUUUUCACCAUCAGAUUUCGAUUCUGAUUCUGAAAUGGGUGAUGACGAUGAUGGACCCCUUCUCACUCAGCCUGUCAGCUUCAAUAAACUCUUGUUGGUACUGAGAGAUCCAGGUGUCAUGAAAUUCACAAAAUAUCUCAGCGCAAAAGCAAAAGGAAGUAGAUGGGACGUAAGUGGUGAAUGGGAAGUUGGGGUUAUGGAAGAAGCAGAAACUGAUUAG
Molecule: messenger RNA, 2091 nt
Organism: Kwoniella shivajii
Lineage: Eukaryota; Fungi; Basidiomycota; Tremellomycetes; Tremellales; Cryptococcaceae
Exons: 7
Coding region: 1-2091 (696 amino acids)
Biological process (GO): regulation of translational termination; peptidyl-proline hydroxylation
Cellular component (GO): cytoplasm
Molecular function (GO): L-ascorbic acid binding; iron ion binding; peptidyl-proline dioxygenase activity
Source: RefSeq, a predicted model, not a curated record